AUGUCGAGCGACGAGGAGGAGCUCGCUGAGCUGAGAGCAGCACGCGCUGCUCAACGUGGAGGUACAGCAGCGACGCUGUCGCAGUUGAAGCAGCUGCAGCAGCGGGUUGAGCAGACGCGCCAGGAGCGUGACGGCUUCUUUGAGGGACCACCGGCACCUGCGGUUGGGCCUCCGCGGCCGCCUCCUCGAUUAGAUGAGGACGACGAUGACGACGAAGGGCCGCUGCCGCAGCAGCAGCAGCAGCAGCAGCAGCAGCAGCAGCAGCAGCAACAGUAG
Messenger RNA from Monoraphidium neglectum, 276 nucleotides. RefSeq lists its product as hypothetical. The coding region runs from base 1 to 276 and encodes 91 amino acids. The transcript has 4 exons. The record is from RefSeq and is a predicted model, not a curated record. NCBI's taxonomy places the organism in Eukaryota, Viridiplantae, Chlorophyta, Chlorophyceae, Sphaeropleales, Selenastraceae.